Molecule: messenger RNA, 8783 nt
Organism: Anguilla rostrata (American eel)
Lineage: Eukaryota; Metazoa; Chordata; Actinopteri; Anguilliformes; Anguillidae
Product: actin filament-associated protein 1-like 2
Exons: 16
Coding region: 6228-7889 (553 amino acids)
Biological process (GO): positive regulation of interleukin-8 production; positive regulation of epidermal growth factor receptor signaling pathway; inflammatory response
Cellular component (GO): cytosol
Molecular function (GO): SH3 domain binding; SH2 domain binding
Source: RefSeq, a predicted model, not a curated record
GAAAUUUCAGUAGCGACGGCUAUGUUUGUAUGACUUUAUUGUAGGUCACCAGAAAUUGUGUUUCGGAACUCAGAAGCAGUCUACUAACUAUGAAAUCCAGAACAUACAGGUCGAGAGCACAGGCGGGCUGAGGACUUCAAAGUGAAAAGAACGUAGUUUUUGGUUUCAGUCGAUACAUGGUAUAUUGUUUGUUUUUUAUGGGUUACUGGAGCGGGCGACCGCAGGAAUGAAAACACCUUUGUGACAGCGGUUCAACAAACAUGUAGGCUAGUAGAUGCGUGUUUGAGUGUGUUCUUUUUCUUAUGUUGUUUAAAUAUCUGCAAAAGGGAUGCUAAAAGUGUUUAACAGCUCAUUUUGGGUAUUCACCACACAUUUUCAUUUGCUUAGAUUGCUUGUUUGUAGGAUAUAGUCUUGCAGUCUUAUACACCACAUUACGAGAACUUUUAAUAUUGUUUUUUGGGCCCUUCCACAUGUCUUCAGGAAUAAACUUGAAACGUGCUGCACGAAAUCGAAUAUAUUAGCCUACAAAACUGCCGACACGCCCCAUAAUUGUUUCACAACCUUUUAUUUAACCCUAAUGUUUCGACGUGCUAUCCCUUAUAAUAAUCAUGUCUGUGCUUUUGCAGUCACAUUUAGAAACCUAUGUUAGUGUCAGUCUGACUUGAGCCCACCCUGAAAUGCCAAAAAGUCUUUUUUUUCCCCCACGAAGUAUCGUAGGAUGCUUGGAAAGGGUAGGCUACAGCUUUGCUUGAAUCCAGUUCAUUCUCUUUUUGGAAUGAUAAUGAUAAUUUCCCUGCAUAUUUCCAAAAAUGUAGUUCAGUGUUAAAUAUUUAAAGUGUGACUAUGGUAUUCCAGGCGUGGGAUUUAUUUUGUUAAGUGUGAAAAUCUUUUCGACGUGUGUUUUUGCAGUUUUUAUCAUUGUAAAGGAAUGUAUGUAAUAGCUUCAGAGCAGUAAUCGGAAAUACACUCCUUUCUGCCCCCUCCGCCACCACCAAACCUCUAGAGGUUCAGAACUAACGGGAUUGUUUAUUUAAGAACUAAUGAACGGCUGGCCAGAUUCAGUUCUUUGUACUGCUGCACGAGAAAAAAGAAUCGCGGUGUAAACCAGCACAAGAACAAUAAAUGCUGACACUAUUAAUGUUUUUCUUUUUCACCCUGUGAAAGCUAACGCUGUUUGGAAACUAAAAUGACAUCAUGGAUAAUAUUACAUCCCAGCAAGGCUUUCCUUUUUUCCUCUGUUAACCAAAUAACUUUUUCACUCCAGUCAAGGCUAUCAGUUGGCUGCCGUUUCUUUCCCGACAUUGAUUCCCUGUUGUGAGUUAUAGUGGUUUUAUCACUGGCUGAACACUUUUGCAAUAGCUUUCUAGAGAAACAAGAAAGGGACAUCCCAACGCACACACACACACACACACACACCAACUUCUACAACAAAACAAAACAUGAAUUUAACCUAAGUUCACUUUAAACCACAUCUUGCAGCUUGCAGUUGUGUAGCGAUGGACUUCGCAUCCUCAAUUUUGAUUUGUCUGGUUUUCUUAUGGCUCCUGAAUUUGGGCCGCUUCAGUUACGAUGCUUCAAUGCUUCAGUGUUCACUUGACCAGAUUCAGCCUGACUGGAUCAUUCUUUCAAACAAAUUCAGUUCUCUGAUUUGCAGUGUAUCAGAGACAUUGUGUACAGCUUGAAGUCAUCAGGUCGAUGCCAGAGAUGAUUUUCGAUCACCAGCCCUGUGACCUGGGAAUUUCUCCUCCCAGAUCUGAUCAUGUGUAUGUAUUUUGUGUGACUGUGCCCUGCAAAUGUCCUCAAAAUUUAUAGGGCCUCCUGGGCCAUGCCCUGCCCUCAGGAACAGGAUGUUAUGUGGAUGACAAGCUACAGCUCAACAUCAAGAUCAACAUUCCUGAUUCAAUUUUGGCACAAUGCUGCUCAAGAUGACAUUCAUGGGAUAUGCUGCUAUGCAAUGGUACUUAAGCUGCAUCCUAAUCGAAGGUUCUCAGCAUAAUUUAUCCACAGGCAUAAACUCAUCUAAGCCUGAAACUACCAGCCACAGUGCUGCAUCAUCGAACAAGAGAAUAAAGCGUCACAUAUUUGCAAAACAACAUAUACAAAAUGACCAUUAGGCCAGUUUUCUUCACUUAGAUGUUUUAUAAGAAACUUAUGCGCAAGGAGUGUGCAAAAUUGACAAACUAAUAUGGUAUAUUAAUGGGAUUGACUAGUGGUUGUCAUAUAUUUUGCUUGCAUGACAGACACUUAAGGGCAGGGUGCCUGAAGUCACAUCUUUCAGGACCUAUGUUGUUGUCUUUCCCUUCCUCCAGUUGGUUUGCAGAAUAUCCUUCUCCUCAUAUGGAUGGACUGAAUGAAGUGUAUUUUGUCCUUUGAGAAUUUCCAUUGGCUUAUUUAGGUCUGCCUGUCCAUGGUUCUUGAGUCACUUUAUCGAUAGUAUCUUAGUUAAGGCUGCUGUUGUAUAUAAAACUAAUUAUGCUUUAUUCCUCAACUUGAAGUUACAAAUGUGUGCACAUAUGAGCCUAUUGCGUCUUAUACCUUAUUAAAAAUAAUGCAAAUGGACUGAGUAUUAUAUUAGCAAAAAUAGCAUACAUUUUCUGGAAUGAAGUCAUGAAAUGGAGACCAACUGUAUUCUGUCAUUUGAAUUAGACUUUGUGCCUCAUUUCCUUCAGCCACAUACCAGUUAUGUUACUCAGCAACUUGCUUUUCAUGUGCAGUGUGUUGCUCUCUGACAUCAACAGUUCUGUUGUUUUUCUGACCACGUUAAAUGAAUCACAGUUCCUCAGAACAAAUCAUGCUUUUGGGAUCCUUUUACAGGUUAUUCACUGAGGGGUAAUGAAUAUGAUUUGGGGAUUCCCCUCAUAGACUAAUGCGACUUAAGUCUUACUCCAGCUGCUGUUUCACCUCUGCUGUCCUGACCGCAUCCGUCUGCAUACCACUUAGUUCCAGCAGUUCAUUUCUGUCAGGCUUGUCUUCCCCCCUGAGUGGGAAGAUAUAGGAUAUGGCAGAAAGUGGCAAAACCUUUUACUAUUUGAAGUAAUGGCUGUAGUUGGAGAAUGCCUCUUUUGGCCAGUGUUUCUGAAAACUGAGUGGGCUUCAUAAACAUUUUCAAAAUGUGAAAAAUGCCCCCAGCUUCAAACAUCAGUUUUUCUAAUGAGGAAAAUUUAAAAAUCCUCCUCUUAAACCCCCCUCCCCCCCUUAAAAAAAAAAGUGAUUACUGUAUAGUGCUUUGUGUGGAGGACUGGCUUUGCAUAGCCAUCAAUGGGCUCCUUGUGGUUUGUUUUGAAACCAUCGGUGACCCUGUUGGGAGCUCAGGAAAGCCAGGUCAGAUUUCUCAGUGUUAUGAAAUGUGAAUGGGAGCGGUUGCCAGGUGCUUUGCUCGCCCUCCUCAGAUGGCCUUGAUGUGUCAUUUUCAUAAUUACAAGGCAGCCGUAAUUUAUCGUGGUCCUGAUUGCAUGGUGUGACCUGUGAGGACCAGUCACACUGUUCGUCAAAUAUCACUGUUUGGGCAAGCAGGCCAAAGAAGCUCACGUGUUUUGAAGGGGAUGAUUUUCUGUAGUUGGGGAUUUCAGUCUCCCUGUUUUCUGGAAUUUUAGUAGUUAAGCCAUGCUUUUUUCUUUUCUUCAGUCAUCAUAUGAGUUCACUGUCUCAUCAGUUCAUAAUAUAACACAUUUUACUGUAAUUCCAUUCUCUGGCCUGGACACUGUUACUUUCAAAUUACCAUGUGACCACAACUGUGGGUCUGGGAUGUAUUAUAUUUCUUUUGAUAGAGCAGACUGUGAUGCAAUUCUCCGAAGACUUGUUUUUAAAUUGGUAGAAGCUGUGGUUUUAAUUUGGCCCACUUUUUGUUGUGUGAAUCUGAAUCGUCCCUCAGGAUCCAGUGAGAUUGCUCUUAUUUGGUGAAAUUGCAAUGCAAGCACCCACACUGGAUUAAACCCUGUCAUCCUUUCUUAUUUCAGAAAUGACCUCAGUCAUCUAAGGAUUAACCUCUUUUUGGGAUAUGACGACAUGUAAACCGUUCAUCAUGUGAUAAGUCGACUGUAACACUGAUAAAAUAUUUUACUCUGAGUUGAAAAUUGGAAGACAUUCAGACGAGCCAAAUAUCUUCCUCCUGACGUAGAAAACAGAGGAGGAAACGCUAAAGAGGGAAAUGAGGUGAAUGGAGUUUAUACCCCCUAAGGAUGAAAUCUUGGGCAGAGUAAGAAGAAACCCUGGUGAUCCUCUGAAACGUCUGCAGCUACUAAAAGUGCUACUGUUUGAGCACGGCGCAUGAUACACACGGCUGUGUCAGAGAAGAAGGUAUUCCCAGCCCAUAAAAAGGCCAGCUAGUUCAGAUAACUGGUCUUUGAUAUCCAUACUUAAAAGCCUCUUCUUUUUUUUUUUUUGUAACUCUUGGUCGUUCUUGACAAGUCGGUAUAAAAUUGCCAUAGAGGCAAUUGUGGUUGUAAACUUCUUUUCUUCUUUUCCUUAGCCAAACACUGAUGUCUGGUUUGCUGGAAUGUUCCUGCUCUGUUUGUUUUCAGCACUGCUCUGCCAAAGCAGUCUUGUCUGAAGGUCAGCGAGAAGCUCACUUAGGAAGUAAUCCUGAAGUGUGGAGUCGGAAGAUGUAUGUGAACAGCCACUAAGCCCCCCAAAGACCUGGAAUUAAUGGCCUAUUGAGAGGCUGCUGAUCGGGAAGUAUAUUAUUUGCAUGUGCCGUAUCUCUGUUCUUUGUUUUUUUAGAAUCACAGCUCUGGCUGAGUCACAGUCAUGAACACUUCCCCCUCAGAUAAAAAAGAACUGUGCUCACUGUAGCCUGUUUCCUUGACUGGCCUCCCAGGUAUAAAGUUCUGAUGCAGUUUUCAAUGGACCACUGCAGAUCAUAGCAGCAGAUCAUGGAAGCUUACUAUGAGGUAAACAAGUGAGUUGUAAGAGGGUGAUGGGAGGUUGCUUAGGCAUGUUAUAAAGAGAUACAUUUCUACAGAUGAGAGACCGGGGUGAUGAGGGAGGAGCCAGUGGUAUGUGAUGGAGGGGAGAGAGGAAGGUAAAGAAGAGAAAGCACCAGAAUGCCAGUCCCUCAUGCUGCAAGCAGUCUGUCCAUCCAUCCGUGCCUUCUGUGGGAAUGCAACGACUGUUAUUUCCCCCCCAUGUGCUGGGGAAGGAACAUGAAUUAUGAAACAAAAACAACAAUCGCGCUCUUCAGUGAAACGGGUCUGAGGGCUUCAUUCAGCACAGCGUUUCUGUAUGGGCAUUUCAGGCUAUUGGGCGUUCUUUUCAUAGAGAAAUUUUAAAGGCCAUUGAGGACAGCAUAACAAGCGACUCGUUUUUUACAGUACAAUGUUGUGCCGUACUGAGCAGAAAGCCCUCCCCUUUGUAAACCAAGUAAUACACACAGAUACUAAGGCUGCCGUACAAAGGCUUUUUGAUGUGCUCUCCCACAUUCUCCCGCAAUCUCUGUUUACCACAGUAGCUAAAGUGGGGCUGUGCUUUCAGUGCAUCUAUGUAGGCUGAAGAGGUUUAACCAGAAGGGGACCUCUACUCCCCCUCUCCACGUAAGAAUGUAGUCAUUGCACAUUACUGUAAUGCUUAUUGUUUUCCUGUGGUUUUGCCAUACACUCUGUAAGCCAACGCACUCACUCACACACACAUGCACACGUGCAAGCAUACAUUCAUUUUCUGAAGGCUCAUUGUUUUGGUUGGAUGAAUGUUGACAGCGUUUAGAGACUUAUUUGUGAUUGAGUGCGUGUGCGUAAGUUCCCCAAAUGAAUCCCUUUAAGUGUGAAUCUGGGCUAACUUAACUUGUUAAGGAACCAUUCACUUACAAAAAAGCAUGUUAAAUUAACAGUGAAUUUUUCCAGAAUGUCUGUGGUGUGGCAGAGCACAUCUGUAUAUUUUUCAGAGAACUGCAGUACUGGUGCGCGGCGUCCUUUACAGCCAUAAUCCUGUCUGUCUUCACCAUGUCAUUGGAAAUGCGACGCGAGAUCAAGAAAUGUUCUCUGCACUUUCGGUUUGGCAAGGCGCGGUAAUUGUGUCAGGAGAAAAAAAAUAAACCUGCUUUGGUCACUGAUCUUAACUGCCUCCUCACCGCAGAUCAUCUCUCUCCAGUGCUGAACCGGCUCGUCUCGGACCUGCAGUCCUUUCUGUUGGUCCUGGACAAUGAAAACCUCAGCUACAUCGCUCAGGCUCAGAAGAAGUCCAUUUCGGAUUUACUCACCAAGCUGCAGGAUGCCCCUGUGGAAGAUGCCGAAUACAUGAUCAUGAACUGUCCAUCUGGAGCAGCUAACAGCGAUCUCAGGGAAAACCAGUCAUCAGACACAGGUGGCCUCCCGGCCAAGGCUGACCUCAAUCACGUCCAAGAGCCGCCGUCCUCCGCCUCGGCUGAGUGGCUGCUAAAGGGGAGCCUGGGUCCCAUGGUACCCCCUGACCCCUCAGAAGAUGAGGAUUGCUAUGAAGAGGCAGAACCCUUUCUUCCAGGCAGCCAGCCCACAGACACAGUGGACUCAGACAGCAGUCACUACGAGUCAUACGGUGAGGAGGAUGACUUUGUGAAGGAUCGGGCUCACUACAUCCAGUGGACCGCCUCCCAGCCCUGUCUACGCCCCCUCCCGGAGUCACGUAUCUGUGGCUACCUCUGGAGGAAGAAGUGGCUGGGCCAGUGGACCAAGCAGCUCUUCAUCAUCCGCAACCAUCUCCUCCUGUGCUACAAGUGCGCUAAGGACCUGCACCCGCUGCUUGAGGUGAGCCUGAAGGGCUGCCAUGUGGUCUACAAGUCAAAGCACAGCAAGAAGAUGCAGCACGAACUGAAGGUGGUUGCCAGUUCUGACACGGUGGUCAUGGGGUUUCAGAACUGCCAGCAGGCCGAGGAGUGGCGUAAGAUAAUUGAAGAGGUAAGCGGCUCCUCCUACUAUGAGAAGGAAUCCCACAGCUCCUCAUCGUUACUCAAGUGUGACAGGCAGGACUCUUGCAGGUCAAGUACUGUCCUUCAUUCAGACUCGGAUGAAGACAAGCUGUCUGGUCUGCCUUCUGCCCUUAGCAGUGUAGAAAUUAAGGAUAAGGAUAAGGGUCUCCUGAACGUGCUGAUGAACUGCCAGUGGCAGAGCCUGUGGUGCCAGGUGGAGGACGGGGUGCUGAAGAUGUUCCGGGACGAGGUGUGUGAGGAGAGCCCCCAGUACAGCGUGCAGCUGCGGGGCUGCGAGGUGCGGCCCGGACCCAACACGGCCCAGGCCUACCGCAUCACUGUCACGCAACACGGCGACCAGGUGGCGGUGCUGGAGGCCAGUUGUGCAGAUGAGAAAGAGCGCUGGGUCCAGCUCCUGCAGGACGGGAGCGCGAGUCAAGCUGAUCCUCUGUACGAGCGGCUGGACACCACACUGGACACCCGGACUGAGGGAGGGCUCAGUGGUCUUAUGGCACGCAGGUUCCCAACCUCCAACAUGUACAUAGAUGACCCCUUCCACCAGCUGUGUGGAGCAAGCCAUUCCCAGCCCAUCUACUCCAACUCUUCCAUUAUGGAUGACAUGUUCCAGAAGUCUCAAAAUGCUUCCAAGGACGAUUCCGUGAUUUCCAAAGAAGUCUACUGCAACAACGAAGUUUUUGGCAACCACAGCAGGAAAACGACGGGCGACUCUGAGCGCGGGGUUGAGAAGCUGGACCUCGCCGGAAAGAGGAGGGUGCAGCUGAGGGCUGGGUCCGAGAUGAACCUGGUGACAGCAGGGAAGCCGGCCAAGCGCACCUCCUUCAGGCAGUCUCUGGCAUUCUGCGCAGAGAGGGCACAGGGAGGGUUCCUGACUCCCUUGCUGAGAAGGACAGCCUCGGCAAAAAACUCCCUAAAACGAGCUCCAUCUGCCCUCUUCAUUGAGAAAGGCAAGGUCUUGCAGAAGAGAAAGGAAUGGGAGACGAAGGCCUCUGCUUAAGACUGGUCAGCCAGUAAUCCCACACCUUGUACACAUUCCCUUCUUGUAUAAGUAUAUAUUGCACUGAAUAUAUUAUUACUGUGCAUGUGGAUCAUGCACUUGUUUUUUUUUUUUUUUGUUCCUUUUUGAUACUUUUGUAUUAAUUAAAAACACCUGAAUAUGUUUUGGACUUUUCCUCUUCUGUUCAUUCUUUGUCAUUUAAAAAUGGUAUCCUUCCUGAUGGGAAGUGAUCUCCCUUACGAAUGAUGCACUCCCUUUCUCCAUUAAAACUACUAAUGUUCUCAAUGCUGUUUUUCUUUAAUUACAAUGUUAAUAUAAUUUGGAGUGCUGUGAAAACUAAACACAGAAAUUACAAAUUGAGGCUUAGAUAAGUCUUUCUGGUGCAGUUAUUUUCUUGUUUUUUCAAAGCAAUGUUUUCUGUAGUCAGUUGCCAGUUGCAUACAUCAGCCUCUUCGUUUUUAGGCCAGUUCAUGGCUUUCAUGCACUGUUACGUUCACUAAGUGGCACCUGCAGCAAUCCACUGUACUUAAAUGUAAAAUGUAUGAAUGGAUAGAAUGUGAUUAUCAGGUGCAAAUUAAUAUUUGAUAUGCGAAUCGCCUUUAUUUGGCCCCCUGAAAUAAAGUUUCUAUCAUCCAAAGAUACCUGUUCUCCACUUAAGAAAGGGCUGCUUCCAUAAACGUGUCAUUCAAAUUGUUUAUUAAUAUUCAGGUUUCCCUUGAGACUACCCUGUGGUAUGCUGGUGUAAUGUCAUCAUCAGUUUUCAUUUGUGAAGAUGCAUUGAUGAGUGUGGUUGAUCUGACAGGCCCAUCACCCGCACUAGACAUAUCCGGCUCUGUCAAGAGGAAUAAUGACAAUGUGUGUAUUUCUUCAAUAAACAAAUGCUGGAUGAAGUCA